Messenger RNA from Moneuplotes crassus, 464 nucleotides. The record is from the annotation of a GenBank genome assembly. Lineage: Eukaryota; Ciliophora; Spirotrichea; Euplotida; Euplotidae.
AUAAUAAUAUGAAUACCCAAAUGAGUGAUACCCAGGUAGAGAUGUCUGCCAAGUUCGUCCAGGAAGCCCUUAACUUCUGCUCUAAUAGUGUGUUUAAAGGAAGCCACAGAGUUACUACUAUGGACGAUAAUGAGAAGCUCAUGGUAAAGAACUGCUUUAAGAAAUACAUGUCUAGCCCAAAUCUUGUCGCUAAGGUGUUGCAGAAUCAGAGUUUCUAAGAGAUUUGUUAUAAUUAUUCAAAGUAUACCUUUUGGGAUGGGAAUGCUGCUUCUGUUUAGUCCUUGGCAAUACAAAAUAUAGCUUAAUAGUGGAUAAUACUGCUUGUAUACAAAUAUCUUUCUAAGGAUACAACUUGAGUGUUGCUCUUUGGUAAGAUCCUGCCAUAGUGAGCAAAGCAUGAAUUUCUUGUUCAAAAUAUUUGCAAAAUUUAUUAGCAAGCCUUGGGAAUAUACAAUAGUUCUUCC